AUGGUCGCCCUCCUCCGCUCCCUCCGCGCUGCCCGCCCCCUCAUUGCCGCCCGCCCCGCCCAGGCUGUCGUCCCCCGCGCCUUCUCGGCCUCGGCCCUCCGCGCCGGCGCCGGCGGCCCUCCCCAGCUUCUCGGUGAAGGCGUCCAGGCUGGCCAGAUCCCCACAGACGAGCAGCAGGCUACCGGUAUCGAGCGCUUCGAGCUCCUCGGUAAGGUCGAGGGCGUCGACGUCUUCGACAUGACCCCCCUCGAGGCCGACCGUAUUGGCACCCUCGACAAGCCCAUUGAGGUCUUCUCCUACUUCCCCGAGCGCCACGUUGGCUGCACCGGCUUCCCCGCCGACUCGCACGACACCAUCUGGCUCCACCUCAACACCAGCCUCAAGAACCACCGCUGCCCCGAGUGCGGUUCGGUCUACAACCUCAAGUACGAGGCUCACGACUCGCUUGCCCACCACCACUAG
This is a messenger RNA of Apiotrichum porosum, 462 nucleotides long. It is a transcript of the gene COX4, whose product is annotated as Cytochrome c oxidase subunit 4. Gene Ontology annotation, biological process: mitochondrial electron transport, cytochrome c to oxygen. The record is from RefSeq and is a predicted model, not a curated record. NCBI's taxonomy places the organism in Eukaryota, Fungi, Basidiomycota, Tremellomycetes, Trichosporonales, Trichosporonaceae. The transcript is spliced from 5 exons. Gene Ontology annotation, cellular component: mitochondrial envelope. The coding region runs from base 1 to 462 and encodes 153 amino acids.